CAUGUAUAUAUAUUACUUUAUUUUUUUAAGAAAAAGAAGAAUUAGAAUAUGAUUCAAAAUUCUCUCUCUCAUUCGUCCAAUCAUCCCGUUGUAAUGUCAACCGGAUUCCGGUAAUCUCCACUGUCCGUACCCUUCUAACAGUUUCAUGUAUAAAACCCUUUGGUUUUGCAAAUAAACCUAUAUUUUUGUGUGAUACCAUUUUUUUCUAUAAAGCACGUACCUGAAGAAGCUAGCAACAAAGCUCAAAGAUAUACACAAAAAUAAAUCACCAAUAUUUUAGAAGAAUAAAUAAAAGGGUUGUCUCAUGGCUGAGGAGUUUCAAGCUAGGAUUUGUGGUGAAAACUGGUGGAGUAGUACCACUAUUGAUUCAACAAGAAGUACUGUGUUGUUCCCUCUAAGUUCAUCAUCAUCAUCAUCAUCUAUAUCUUCUUCUCCUUGUUCCGUGGCAGCUAAUAAUUAUGAUGCAGGAAACUAUAGCACUAGGGGAACUAGUGACAUGGAUUUGAAGGCAACAAAGUGUUGUGCUGAAGAGACUAAUAACAGUUUGGUUUCUGACACUACUUACCUGGGUUUUGUUGAUGCACACAAGCCACAUAAGAGUGAAUCAGCAGCUAGUGGAAGUGGUGGCAUGUUGACCGAUUCCACCUUGCAGAUGAUGGGUUUUGGCCUCACAUCAUCAUCAGAGAAUUGGAAUCAGCCUCUAUUAUUUCGAUGUAAUGGAAGGGCAGAGAGCAAUUUCCACUCCUUGAUUCAGGAAGAAACGGGAAUAGAUUCUUCUAAUUCACAAAUCCAUAGGGAUUGGAUCCCAAAGAGCUUCUCCUCUGACGGUGGCAAACAACAAAUUGAUGAUAAUAAUUUCAAGCCAUUAUUAUUGAACCAACAAGAAUUUUCAUUAGAUGACCAUAGUCUAAGUUCUUUAACCACCGCUGGGUUAUCAUCAAACCGUGGAUUCCCCAAUGGAUCAGCCUCAUCAUAUGGUAACCCUUCAACGUUGCAAAGUUUAUAUGACCCUAAUUAUAAUCCUCAUCCACAACACUCACUUUUCACCAACCGUCCGAUGUCCUAUUCAUCAAAAGCAUGUUAUGGGACACCAUGCACUGAACUGCCAACAUGGUCUAAAGCUUCCACUUUUUUUAAGCCCACAACCACAACAAUUGCAAAGCAGCAACACCCUAAUAUUGGACUUCACUUUUCAAACAACACUCCUUUCUGGAAUGCUUCCGCCGAGGCACUUCACGACAUAAGAGUAGGUACCUUUGCUUCAACACAAUCACAAUAUCAAAGGCCAACCUUUGAUGAUGAAGAGAAACCCAAUUUCCCAAUUACUCUAUUAAACAGGCUCAAUAGUGAAGAAAUUCUAGAGUCGGCAUCAAUGGCUAAGAAAAAUGUUUGUGAACCAGCAUUAAAGAGGCCAAGAAUUGAAACUCCAUCUCCAUUACCAACUUUCAAGGUUCGGAAAGAGAAGCUAGGGGACCGGGUCACUGCUCUUCAGCAAUUGGUUUCACCUUUCGGAAAGACCGACACAGCAUCCGUUCUUCACGAAGCCAUCGAGUACAUUAAGUUCCUUCAUGAUCAAGUCAAUGUUUUGAGUACUUCAUAUAUGAAAAAUGGAGCUCCCACUCAACAGCAGCAGGGCUGUGAUGAUCUGAAAGACUCAGAAGGACCACAACAAGAUUUAAAAAGCAAAGGGCUGUGUCUGGUACCGAUUUCAAGCACAUUUCCAGUGGCAACAGGAGCCACUAGUGCUGAUCAAUUGUGGACGCCUACAUUCAGAGGCGCACUCUUAAGGUAGAGAAGGGCUAAUAAAGCCAAAGAGACUCAACCAGUGGAGAAAAAUUGAUGACGUAUUAUUAACUAUUGCAUGUGUAAAAGGAUGGUGAAGCAAAUGUGAAGCCACAGUUUGAUGAUGAGAAAAAAGCUGAAGAAAACAAAGGAUGAAAAAGAAGGAAAAGUGAGAAAAGAAACAAACGAAGUGACCCUUCAAAGAUGGACAGAGAAAUGCUGGGCCAGCCACGAAGCAGAAUGAUAUGCGCUUGCAAAUGAUUAGUGACCACUGGAAGAGAAAAAUAUACAACUUAUCUAUAGUUUAUUAACAUGGGUGCUACAAGAUUAAUAUAUAUAACCCCAAAAUGCUAGUUAUUUUGUGGUUGGUGAGAGUAGGAAAACGAAUACUGAACUCACCGACAUUUGACAUUAGAUUAUAGAUGAUUUGAUGCUGGUUCUGGUAGAGAAUAUUUGGCUGAAUUAAUUAGCUGAUAUGGGGCUAAUUUUAAUGUC
Messenger RNA from Glycine soja, 2277 nucleotides. Its product is annotated as transcription factor bHLH112-like. The coding region runs from base 305 to 1792 and encodes 495 amino acids. Gene Ontology annotation, biological process: regulation of transcription by RNA polymerase II. Lineage: Eukaryota; Viridiplantae; Streptophyta; Magnoliopsida; Fabales; Fabaceae. Gene Ontology annotation, molecular function: RNA polymerase II cis-regulatory region sequence-specific DNA binding; protein dimerization activity; DNA-binding transcription factor activity, RNA polymerase II-specific. The transcript has 7 exons. Gene Ontology annotation, cellular component: nucleus. The record is from RefSeq and is a predicted model, not a curated record.